Molecule: messenger RNA, 1458 nt
Organism: Dissoconium aciculare CBS 342.82
Lineage: Eukaryota; Fungi; Ascomycota; Dothideomycetes; Mycosphaerellales; Dissoconiaceae
Product: cell division control protein 2 serine/threonine protein kinase
Exons: 3
Coding region: 1-1026 (341 amino acids)
Biological process (GO): regulation of G2/M transition of mitotic cell cycle; protein phosphorylation; regulation of gene expression
Cellular component (GO): nucleus; cyclin-dependent protein kinase holoenzyme complex; cytoplasm
Molecular function (GO): ATP binding; cyclin-dependent protein serine/threonine kinase activity; cyclin binding
Source: RefSeq, a predicted model, not a curated record
AUGGAGAACUACCAGAAGAUGGAGAAGGUGGGCGAAGGCACAUACGGUGUCGUCUACAAAGCGCGUGAUCUGAGCACUCCUGAUCAACGUAUCGUCGCACUCAAAAAGAUCCGUCUCGAAGCCGAAGAUGAAGGCGUGCCGUCGACCGCCAUCCGAGAGAUCAGCCUGCUCAAGGAGAUGCAGGACCCCAAUGUCUUGCGCCUGUUGAAUAUUGUUCACGCCGACGGACACAAAUUAUACCUCGUCUUUGAGUUUAUGGACGUCGAUCUCAAGAAAUACAUGGAGGCACUGCCAGUCAACCAGGGUGGACGCGGUAAGCCACUACCAGAGGGUGUUUUGGAAGGCAAGGGUCACUUGGGCCUCGGCGAGGCCGUGGUCAAAAAGUUCACGCUGCAACUCCUACAGGGCAUCCGCUACUGCCAUUCACACCGCGUCCUUCACCGAGAUCUCAAACCACAAAAUCUGCUCAUUGACCGCGACGGCAACCUCAAAAUCGGUGACUUCGGUCUCGCACGAGCAUUCGGCGUUCCCCUCCGCACCUACACCCACGAAGUCGUCACUCUAUGGUACCGCGCACCCGAAAUCCUGCUCGGCGGGCGGCAAUACAGCACGGGCGUGGACAUGUGGAGUGUGGGCUGCAUCUUUGCGGAGAUGGCGACGCGCAAGCCGCUGUUCCCAGGCGACUCGGAGAUCGACGAGAUCUUCAAGAUCUUCAAGCUGCUGGGCACCCCGACAGAGCAGGAAUGGCCUGGCGUGACAUCGUUCCCGGACUUCAAGCCCUCGUUUCCCAAAUGGGAGCGGAAAGAGAAUGACGAGCUGAUCAGCAUGGACGGAGUCGUGAUCUUGGGCGAUGAGGGACUCAACCUGCUUGACGCUCUGCUCGUGUAUGACCCUGCGGGUCGCAUGAGCGCCAAGCAAGCGGUGAAUCACGCGUACUUCCAAGAUGCUGCGAGUAUAGCCCUGAACAACAAGAUGUACGGAAACAGCAGCGGCGGCGGUGGCGGCCGGUAUAAUGGAUAUCACUGAGCGCAAAAUGAUUUGACGCAGUGAUGAGCGAUUGGAGAGCAUUGUCACGAGUAUCAUUGUGAAUCGGUGUGCAGAAGCAAACUCUCCCACGUUGAUCACCACAUAUGUUUCUCGAUCAUGAGCAUUGGGAUAAUGAACAUUCUUCUUUCUCUGCGCCAGGUGUGUAGAGACAAUGGCCCGGCGAACUUGACCACACAAGAGGAUAUGAGUUGGGCAGAGAAGGCCAGGCUGUUCAAAGCUACACGGGUUCGGCGUUCUCAUUUUGGCAAAUUUCACUUCAAAAGUACUCUUCGAAAGAGUAGACCUUUUCGUUUGAUCAAAAUUCAAUUGACAUCUUUGAAGUCCGUACCUUUCUCCUGUUAUGUCAGGGCGCGAAGUCGAUUGCACAGGAUGUAUCUUUUACUCGAUUCUGAGCUGUCGACAACGACAGCA